Messenger RNA from Suillus subaureus, 922 nucleotides. RefSeq lists its product as uncharacterized. NCBI's taxonomy places the organism in Eukaryota, Fungi, Basidiomycota, Agaricomycetes, Boletales, Suillaceae. Bases 204 to 743 code for a protein of 179 amino acids. The transcript has 4 exons. The record is from RefSeq and is a predicted model, not a curated record.
AGAUGUGCGGUACUUGAACACAUCCGGCAAUACUCACCCUCGUGUUCUUCGCAUGUCUCGCAGCUGCAUGGGGGCCACGAAUGGAACGCGCGCAAAGGUCCAGGAUGGCUACUAUUAGUUUGGUCUACCCUUCUUACUUCUAACCCGUAUCUUACCAUUCGGAAGCUUUGACUCUCUUUCAUUUCUUUUGACACCGUUGAACGAUGGCUUACAUCAAAGCCCAUUACCACCCUUUCCUUUUCAUUCUCAUCACUAUGUGUGCUAUGGCUGAGCUGGGCCUCACUGCCUACCUUAUUAGCGUUGGAAACGAGAGUCGUAAUUGGCCUAGCGCUCGUUAUCAUUCACUCUUAAUACUCUUCGAGUUCAACGCCGUGUGGACCACAUUAUUCGGGGCAGCUUAUAUGCUGUGGAUUGUUGAUGGUGCUGUGCACCUUCUUGCCAGCAUAGCAAGUUCCAUCGUUUGGCUUGCUAUCACUUCGGCACUUUGGGGCGCCGCAGCUGGCAUGAUGCACAACACGCGGAGUGGGGGCGAUUGUAAUUGGAUAGCCAAUAGCUCCGCGUCCGUUAACGGGGUCUUGCCAUGCGAUGCACCACAGGAGCUAAGUGUGUCCAGCUGUCGAGAAACGCUAACAGUCGAAGCAGUCGGCUGGGUACUGUUCGGACUUUGCGUCCUCACGCUCUUUGCGACAUGCAUGUGGGUACGAACGAGCAAGCGAGGAUAUAACUCAAGCUUUUAUGUCUAAGAAAUUGCUUAUAAAACAGGGACUGGACUUUGGAAGUAGUGUGCGAUGUGGUUUUAAUUGAAUCUACUUACGUCCGUGCGUCUAGUUCAUCGAGUCAAUCUAAGCGAUUACGAUUACGUAUGGCAGUGUCAAAUUACGGCCCGGGUGUAUAGUUGGCCGAACCACAGUCCCGGUUCUUU